AAAAAGCAUUUCAAAUCUUCAACCGCCAUUUUCAGUUUUGGGUACAAAAUACAAAUUAUUAUUAAAUUAGCGAAGCUCGCUAUAGAAAGCAGAGUAUUAAAUACACUUGACAUUGGCGAAAUCUAAAAGGAAACGCCAUAAACCUAAGAGAUAGAUAGAUAGAUAUUAUUAAAUUUGUUUGAAAUUAUCUUCUUCAUGUAGUUGCGAAAUAUCUUCAUUUGAGCAUAACAUUAAUGAAAGUCGAACAAAAUGAAGAAUUCAAACAAGUUAAAAGACCUUCAAAUGACAAUAGCUCGGAUGCCUCUUCAACAAUGCUGUGUGACUGUACUGCCCGAGUUUGGUGUGAAAUGGAGGGAGGUAUUUCGCGCGGUCAGAUUGGCCAGACUGCCGAUGACAGCGGCCAGUGUAGCCAGAGUACUGACCAGACACAUUGCCAAGUCUCUAGAGGCUCAUGAGUUAAACGAUAUAUUGGCAAGACUAAAGUUGAAACUGGUAGCGUCACAAAAUCGAAUGUGGCAUGUUGUUAACAUGUCCGAGCAGCACACCGCUGGGCCGAUCACGGAAUUAAUAGAGACUCUACCUGAGGUCAUUGAGAAUAAUUUAAAGAAAGGAAAGCAUCGGUUCACUAGGCCGGAGGUGCAAACAAAUUUGAUAGGUGAUUUGUUGUAUAUUAGUGUACAACUGGUGUCAGACACUAAGGAAGGCAGCACGUUGUAUGUAGCGACACCGCCCGGGGAAAGUGUCGCUCUCUUCAGUACACUUUCAAUGUCUGCACAGAUAAAAGCCUGUGUCGAUGCUCUAGGUUACAGGAAGUAUGAAGACGCGAAACUCCACGGCAAAGACAUACCAUCGUUGCUGCGCAUCAAUGAUCGCGCGUGGAGCGGAAUGGCGCAGAACUUGGCCUCGGUGCCGGAUUACGCGCCAAAACCGAUCCUAACCUAUAACGGGAUCGAUUACACGAACAGAACUUAUGACGCGGAGUACAUUGAGAAUAUUUUGGGGCCCGAUCCUCCGUUACUGACGGAUCUGACCAUCAAAACAUCGAAACCCUUCUUCGAUGCGAGCAUGCUCAGUAAAAAUAUUAAUAUGAAGAUAACGUUGAAGAGUGAGAAUGUCGCGGAAACUUUAAAGAGUUGGGUGGUAAAGGGAGCGUUGGCCCCAACUUCGGAGUUCUUUCACAUAUUCCACAACAUAAAAUCGAAUAAUAUUAGUCGUAACAUUGACGAUACAGAUUAGUUUAGUGCGUGUUUUUUAACGUUCUCGAUAACGUAAUAGUUAACUUAAAUUUGUGUGGAGUUGGAACAGCGCCCCUAGCGGCAAACGUAGGCAAACGUUCCCGACUCCAUACAAAUUUGCUUUAACUUUUUCGCUAUCGAGAACGUUAAAAAACUCGCACUAAACACACUGUAAUACGCCUUAUAACACGGUAGUCUUAUAACGCAUUUUCGUAUUACGCGAUUUGUCUCUCGUAUAACGCGGGUAUGCCCCCAUAUAACGCGGAGAUUUCGCACGUUAUAUUUCUGUACUACUGUGAAAUAUAUAAAGAUUUGUAUAGUUCAUUGCACAUUGCGUCUAUUGUGUUGUUUAAUAUGAAAUUUUUAAUUAAUUUAUUAUAUUAAAAUUUGUGUUCCUAGUUUUUGAAUUCUAAACAAAUUAGUAAUAUUGUAUUAUAUUUGUACAUAACGCGUUAUAUGGGGUCGUGCGUUAUAAAAGCCUGUUAUGCGAGAAAGUCUUUAUGCCUAUAACGCGGAACAAAUCUACCGUGUUAUAGGGGGGAAUUACUGUAAUUGUAAAUAAAAGUUUGUUUAAUGAGA
Bombyx mori (domestic silkworm) is the source of this 1814-nucleotide messenger RNA. RefSeq lists its product as uncharacterized. The coding region runs from base 250 to 1236 and encodes 328 amino acids. Lineage: Eukaryota; Metazoa; Arthropoda; Insecta; Lepidoptera; Bombycidae. The transcript has 5 exons. The record is from RefSeq and is a predicted model, not a curated record.